Molecule: messenger RNA, 2218 nt
Organism: Nicrophorus vespilloides
Lineage: Eukaryota; Metazoa; Arthropoda; Insecta; Coleoptera; Silphidae
Product: serine protease gd-like
Exons: 6
Coding region: 513-2006 (497 amino acids)
Biological process (GO): proteolysis
Molecular function (GO): serine-type endopeptidase activity
Source: RefSeq, a predicted model, not a curated record
UUAAAAUUCACAGAUUAUUACUACAUUAUUCAAAGCAAUAAAUUCGAUUAAUUUUGUUUAUAUAUACUUAAUUAUAUCGAUCUAAGAUUGCUAAGUCUGAAUACCUAAAGCGUUAGUCAUGUAUUAAACGAAGACAUCAAGUGCGUACUGAUUGGAAUGAUAACAAUUAUUAUUCAUAUGUGUGAUUGAAGGAAGUGCAAGGACAUUCCCUCCUUCCAGAGCGGAUUGCCAGAGAAAGAGGACUGAAUCAUUGUGGUUUGGGAGCGAGUACCAUUCACAAAAGUAAAUGAUUGUCAAGUGCGUACACCGUUUUUUCCCCAACCCAAUAAAUUCCCUGUUGGGCCGCGGUAGCCGAAAGAAGUGCAGACCUCAGCACACCAGUCCCACACCUUAGUAGUGUAGUGUUGAAUCGCGCGGCCUGCCAACUACUACAACUUGGUGCGUUCUUGAUGCGAUCUCCACGAUAGAUCCGCGUUAUGCAACAUUAAGUGCUACUAUUAUGACAUCCGAGGAUGUCUUCAUUUAAAUCUCUGUUGUUACUGGUGCUACUGAAGACCUCAAGUAAUUUGGGUUUCCACGUGCGGGCUCAACAGGACGAUCAGGCUCGAAGCCCGUGCCCGGAUCACUUUCAGUACGUCACCGAGAACGAUCAAAUUAAGCACGGAUUGGUCACGAUCGACUGCCCGGAGGACAAUGUCAUCCAUCUGCAUAUCGGAUUAUCGGUGGGCAACAAUGUUCAGGGAUACAAUGGACAUUUGGAGUUGGCGUCAACGAGGGAACAAACUAUUGACGAUGUGAUGCACAGAAGACCCAUCAAUUACAUACUGAACUUUCCAUAUUGGAUAAACACCCCACCCAGAGUAACGAAGAUCGUUGUUAAUGGGAAAAUGGUUUGCUCAGGUCCCGCCAUCAGUCUGAAGACUGUACAAGUGUUGACCACCAUCAACCUGCAACAUAAGCUAACUGUUAAUUAUAGCAAAGGUCUCAGAGGAGGCGAGGAACCCGUCACUCCGGAAAACCGAGUGGACACCACCAAUCCACCCAACAAAGUCCCAAUUCCGGCAAUCGAUUUCCAACCGGUACUUCCCAAGGACCCGAGAAAAAUAUACCAAGGUAACUUUUUCAAUAAUCCGAGCCGGAACCAGUUUCCGGAUGAGGCGAAAUCUUCUGGUGAUAUAGAUUGGCGGACGCUGGGAAUGAAUGACGAAUCCUGCGGUGUCAGCCUGGUGACCAACCAGCUCAUAGCGAAAGGCGAGAGCGUAGCUAAAGGCCAAUUUCCGUGGCUCGUUGCGAUUUUCAUGGUCAGGAAUUUAGGUCCGGAGUUUCUUUGCGGCGGCAACCUAAUAUCAAGAACGCACGUGCUCACAGCCGCGCAUUGCAUGAAGAUUUCAAAUAAAGUGCACCGUUUCGAAAAGGUGUUUCUUCGCUUGGGUUCGCACAACAUUCAACAGUGGACCCAGAUGAGCGGAUCGAAGACCGUCGGCGUUUCAGGAAUCGCCGUACAUCCGGAUUACAGGCCCGAAUCCUCGGACGGGGAUAUAGCUUUGGUCACGAUGAGCGAGGCCGUCGACUUCACGAAAAUCAUUAGGCCUAUCUGUCUCUGGUCGGGAAGGUACGUCUUGGACGAUGUUGUCGGACAGUUAGGAACUGUGGUCGGAUGGGGCAAAGACGAACUCAACAACUUGAUCACACCGGAACCCAAACAAAUCAGAUUGCCCAUCGUCUCCCAGGAGGACUGUCUAAGAUCUCAUCUUGUUUAUACGAGUAUCACAUCGAAGAGAACUUUCUGUGCAGGUUUCAGAAAUGGUUCCGGUCCUUGCAACGGAGACAGCGGUGGCGGUUUUAUAAUGAAACGGAACGACAAAUGGACGAUCCGCGGGAUAGUUUCGAUGUCCGUGGCCAAGGAUAGGAACUGUGAUUUCUUCCAAUAUUUCGUCUUCAGCGAUGUGACGCAAUUCUUCAAUUGGAUUGUAGCGGCCGUCAAUGAAUCAAAGAAUUUUGACUGAAAUAUUAUACCUUAAAACUGUAAUAAGCAAUUGUUAAGUUUUUUUUUAUUGUAUAAAUAUUUAAAUACAUUGUUCACUUUUUGUUCUUAGUUAUUAACGUAAUUGUAAUUCACUGUGAUUAAAUAAGUGAUGCACAUGGUUUAUUCCAGUCAAUUAUUCUGUACCAAUUGAAUGUUCCUAUAGUUAAUAAGAUUUAUUUGCAUUCCAAAUUU